GAGUUCCUUCCCUUGUUGUAACACAAAUAAACAAUAUUUUUAACCUCUUACUUCGGCAACAAGCAUAAUUUAUAUUCAAUGAUUGUCAUCAAUCAAACAACUCUCCAUUUGAUAUCACUGAUAAAGAGGAAGAUCAACACGUAGUUGAGUUUUUCUUGUACAGUGAGAACCAGUGAAGAUCUAGCACCAUGUUUGACUUGCCUGCUCAUCUAGGGACCAUGUCGGGCCUGAGCCUGUUAUGGACGUCCCUGUCGGGAGCAUAUGUGUUGAAGGGAGUGUACCAAGCAGUUGCAGGCUCAAGCACCAGCCGGGACUUUGAUGGAGAGAAAGGAGUGUUGAGAUUUAACAAGAGGCCGAUACGUCGAUUGUUCCUUGGGCUUGGUAUGAACGGUGCUAUUUGUAUUGCUGUUUACAACUCUUACUGGUUUGGUAUCACAAACUUUGGAUGGCUUCAGCGGUUUGUGGACAGAGUUUCCAAUCCAGGUCUUGUUACUGCAGAUGAGCUGUCAGUAGUUGUGGGAAGCAGUCUCCUGUUUACACACACAAUGUUUAGAUGGUAUCAGAGCGUCUACAUCAAUGUAUUUAGCACAACAACAACUCUCGGAUUUCUUGACUGGUUGGCACCUCAUGUUUACUCUCUGUGUGCUGGUCUCACUAUCCUGUCAGAGGCUCCACCUUUGGAUGGCACUGGAAGGGGUUGGUUUCACUGGUCAGAUUUCAGCUGGCAUCAUUUGCUCGGUGUAGCUUUAUUUGCUGUCAUAUCACACUAUGAUGGUAAAUUACAGUACCAGCUGGCUAAAUUCAGGAAAAAUCGGGCAGGUCAUGUUGUGAGCGAGGACCAUAAACUGCCAAAAGGUGGAAUGUUUGAAUAUGUCUCUUGUCCACAACUUCUCAAUGAAAUUCUCAUCCAUGGAGCCAUAGGAGUAGCUCUUGGAUUUAAGCAUCAGUCAUGGUGGUUGUGUACCGGCUUUGUCACUAUCAGUCACAUCGUUCGAGCCCUAGGACGUCAGCAGUGGUACCGGAAAAAGUUUGAAAGUUUUCCAACAGGCAGAAAGGCCAUUAUUCCAUUCUUGGUGUAAAAAAUGACUGUGGCUGGUCAGUUGACAUCAUCGUCAUGACAAAAAUCAUGUUGCCCCUCAUACAGGCAAUUAUUUUGAAAUAAAUGUUUUCUUUUUUGUACAAAUUGUAAAUUCUUGCAGACAGACAAGAAGUGUGAGAGUACAUAUGCAGAUUUUUGUGUUUUAGCAAAAACUUAAGAAAUCUAAUGCCACAAAUUGUAGGAAGCAUUUACUUUGAGCAUACAGGACUACUGAUAAGCACUACCUGAGGCAGCGAAAACAAAUUAAAACCAAAGUUUUCCUCCAAAAUGAUGAUACAGAAACUGUGUUAAUUCAAGGCCUUAUAAACAUGAAUAGAACUCUGUGUUUGGUAACAGAAAAAUAUGUACCCAGUUUUCUUCCCCAGUCCAUUACAGAGAGCAUGUUUGACAAAACAGUUCAUGAUAAAAAUAGCUUUUUGCUGUUAUUACUGUUAAACAUAUUUUACAGUACUUCAUAGAUUUAUAUUUGUUAUUACAAAAUAUCAGUUGUAAGAGACUCAUUUUUAGCUCAUCUGAUUUUUUGAAAAAAAAUGGUGAGUUAUUGUCAUCACUUGAGCGGUUGUUGGCGUCGGCGUCGGCGUCGGCGUUGCCUGGUUAAGUUUUAUGUUUAGGUCACCUUUUCUCCUAAACUAUCAAAGCUAUUGCUUUGAAACUUGGAAUACUUGUUCACCAUCAUAAGCUGACCCUGUAUAGCAAGAAACAUAACUCCAUCUUGCUUUUUGCAAGAUUUAUUGCCCCUUUUGUACUUAGAAAAUAUCAGAUUUCUUGGUUAAGUUUUAUGUUUAGGUCAACUUUUCUCCUAAACUAUCAAAGCUAUUGCUUUGAAACUUGGAAUACUUGUUCACCAUCAUAAGCAGACCCUGUACAUCAAGAAACAUAACUCCAUCUUGCUUUUUGCAAGAUUUAUUGCCCCUUUUGGACUUAGAAAAUCAGUUUUCUUGGUUAAGUUUUAUGUGUAGGUCAGCUUUUAUCCUAAACUAUCAAAGCUAUUGCUUUAAAACUUGCAACACUUGUUCACCAUCAUAAGUUGACCCUGUACAGCAAGAAACAUAACUCCAUCCUGCUUUUUGCAAGAUUUAUGGCCCCUUUUGGACUUAGAAAAUAUCAGAUUUCUUGGUUAAGUUUUAUGUUUAGGUCAACUUUUUCUCUUAAACUAUCAAAGCUAUUGCUUUGAAACUUGCAACACUUGUUGACCAUCAUAAGCUGACCCUGUACAGCAAGCAACAUAACUCCAUCCUGCUUUUUGCAAUAAUUAUUGCCCUUUUUGGACUUAGAAAAUAAUUUUCUUGGUUGAGUAUUAUGUUUAAGUCAACUUUUCUCAUAAACUAUCAAAGCUAUUGCUUUAAAACUUGCAACAGUUUUUCACCAUCAUAAGUGGACACUGAACAUCAAGAAACAUAACUCUAACCUGCUUUUUGCAAGAAUGAUGGCCCUUUUUAGACUUAGAAAAUCAUGGGUAGGACAAUAUUUCUAUUACUCAAAAAAAAUCAGAUGAGCGUCAGCACCCGCAAGGCGGUGCUCUUGUUUUAUUCUCUUUAAGAUAAUUUUAACUAUCUAAACCCAAAGGGUAAAUCAUUGUUAAAUUUUUUGCAUGUUUUUCACGAUACAAAACCCGUAAAUGCUUUGCUUACCAUCUAAAUAUUUCUCUCGAAUUUCUAAUGAAAGUAGUCCUUCCCAACUGGUAAAAGUUACAAGCUGAAACCUUCCCAUAUGUUCGCGAGUUCAGAACGUUGCUAAAUGGUAUGCAAAAUUCAUAUGACAUUGAACACCCACUUACUAUAUAUGUUACUUGUUGACACUGCAAGAUUAAAUAAGACUUCAAUAUAUCUUUACUUUCUAUCUUACUUAACUCAGUGGUGGCAGAGCUCUUUUCAUAAUAAAUCACAAUGUUUUGGCGAUAUGUUUUAGAUUAUCAGGAGAUUUUUCUAAACUUCUAAAUGCUAGUAUGAUUUAACACAUAUUUGUGCCUUUAACUCUUUUGUUACCAGUGGCAUAGGUACUUGAAAAAGUAAUUAUUUUUUCUCUUAAACAUUGGUAUGUGGUAAAAUUUGUAUAUGUUUGAAUGUUUGUGAUAUGGUUGUGAAUACAAAUGUAUUAUUAUUAUAAUGUUACAUUUACCGAAUUUUUGUGUUUUUAUAUGAUGGUUAUAUUAGUCAGAGGUAUAUGAUUCUGUUUAUUAUUGAAAUGCAUAAUUUUUCCAUAUUUUGAAAGUAUUUGCAAUCAAAUUGGAAUAUUUGAAUGGCAUUUAAUAUAGCUGAAUUUUGGUUAAAAAUAUUGACUUGGGGAUACAUCUUUAAAUUUGUAAAUAAAGCAAGUAUCAUUGAAAAAAAAAUGGCCUGGGCUUGGCUCCAUUAUCUGUACAUAAGAAAACUUCUGUAGACUGGCUGUGUUAUCUGUACUAUUAGAAAACUGCAAAAGAUCAUUUACAUUUAUGUAAAAACUCAUUGUUAGACUUUGUUAAGUUACAGCGGACCCUUAAAUGUUAAUAUUUUUUCCAAAUUCAUGUGUAAUAGUUUUACCUCGAGACAUGACGGCAUUUGAAUGUUCGUUUUCAUUGAAAAAUUCAUGAAUACUGAUAUUUCCAAUUUUACUUGUUCUAAAGACAGAAUAUAUAUCAAUCAUAUACAUGAAAAAAUAAUUUAUUAUGUUAUGAAAAAGGUUAAUAUCUAUGCAACAAGAAAUAUGUACUUGUUCUUCCCAGGAUUAAUUUUGUAUUGAUAUGUCAUGCAGUAUUUCUACUACAGAUCUGUUGCAUAUCUCUAGAUACAAAGGUAAAUGCCAGUAAUUAUACGAAUACGGAUUUUAUUAAGCAUAAAGCAUAUUUCAGUGUUUAUAGCCAAUUACGCUUGGCAGUGAUGUCUAACAUACAUAUCAUUUUGUGCCUUCUUAUAUAUUUAUGUAUUAUACAGUUGUCAAGACUUAGAUUUUUCAGUCUUUGUAAUAUACGUCAUAGAGAGAUAUAUGUUACAUUGUCGAUACCAUUUAACCCUUACCCUGCUAAAUUUCUAGAAUGGACCAGUCCAUCAGUCAAUUUGGGCAGCAUCACUUAUUAUUCAAAGGGGUGUUCACUGAAAAUUUACUGACAGCAUAGCGAACAGUGCAGACCGAGGCUAAAGGUUAAAUUUGUAUACUGUAAAAGUUAUUUUUUGAAAUUGUUUAGAUUGAUCAGAUUUAAUUUAUUUGUUAAAUGUGAAAUUUGUACUGGUAACUUGAAAAUUAAAUCUGAAAUGCGCAGAGAUAUUUUGUGAAAAUACUGAUAAGAUCUUGUAAAGUUUUUUUUUUAACUUUUUUGAUUCACAAGGGAUGAAACUAGCUAAUAAUAGCCAAAAUACAGAUCUUACAAAUAACAAGUGUUUUACAGUAUUGUAGGAGUUAAUUCCUGAGUUUUAAUUCACAUGAUAAAGCCCAUAAUGUUACAAAAUGAUUCAGGCAAUUGCCUUAUUUGAAUGUCAGAUAAUAAAAGUUUUACUUUGACCUGGAAAUCUAAUAAAUAAAUAAUGUCAGAGA
Messenger RNA from Mercenaria mercenaria, 4606 nucleotides. RefSeq names its product polyprenol reductase-like. The transcript is spliced from 7 exons. The record is from RefSeq and is a predicted model, not a curated record. Gene Ontology annotation, molecular function: 3-oxo-5-alpha-steroid 4-dehydrogenase activity. The coding region runs from base 189 to 1079 and encodes 296 amino acids. Gene Ontology annotation, cellular component: endoplasmic reticulum. Gene Ontology annotation, biological process: dolichol-linked oligosaccharide biosynthetic process; polyprenol catabolic process. Lineage: Eukaryota; Metazoa; Mollusca; Bivalvia; Venerida; Veneridae.